Molecule: messenger RNA, 1809 nt
Organism: Pseudo-nitzschia multistriata
Lineage: Eukaryota; Bacillariophyta; Bacillariophyceae; Bacillariales; Bacillariaceae
Source: the annotation of a GenBank genome assembly
CCUCAUUAAAAAAUCCACAAAGAACAAUAUCGGCUGAGUUAGAAACAAGAAGAACAAACCAAAAUGCCAUCUACUUCUUUGUCUCCGAAUAUCAGAUUGAUCGCGAGAGUGAAUAAAUCUCUGUCCCUAGGAACUCUUCCUUCGUUUUCUGCUUCAUUUCUCUCCAAGAAUAAUAAUGAUGAAAGCAAUUAUUGGUGCUCUCGAAUGCUUUUUUCCAGUGCUUCGAAAGCCGACCCGAAACAACGACCAAUUUUUGUCGCGGCAACGAAGCAACACGUAGGAAAGACCACAUCAUCUCUAGCGGUACUGAGCGGUCUGAAAAAACGGUUUGAUACCGUCGGAUUCAUCAAACCUGUUGGACAACAGCAUGUGAAAGUGGAAACAAAUGACGAAACGAAGACCUCGAUUCGAGUCGACAAAGACGUUGUAUUGAUCAAGGAACAUUUCGACCUCGACCACAUCGAUUAUAAACACAUGAGUCCUGUCAUUAUUCCAAGUGGAUACACCAGGAAGUUUGUUGACGGAGAGAUCUCUACAAUUGAUCAACAACGCGAGGUCGAGAAUGCAUUUGAAUACAUUUCAUCGAAUUCCGCCGUCACAUUGAUAGAAGGGACAGGACACUGUGCUGUUGGAAGCAUUGUAGGACUGAACAAUGCAAAAGUCGCUAGUAUAUUGGGAGCGGAUAUGAUCCUAGUGUAAGAUGAUUUGUUUGCACAUGAGCUUGUAUUUUCACUGGCUUUUGUUGUUGUAUCCCGCAGAUGGUACAAUGUAUUGUUGUCUUUCUUGGACCGUUGCUCAUGCAAUCGUUGCAAAUCUUAUCAAAGGGAAACAUUCAUUCUGUUUCCAUUAACAUUUCUGAUCUAUUUCUUUUUCUCACCAUUGCUGUCAUCGUCAGUGCUAACGGUGGACUGGGAAAGGCUUUCGAUCAGCUUGAAUUAAAUCGAGUCUUGUGCGAGCAGAACAAUGUACGGAUCGCUGGGGUAAUCAUCAACAAAGUUAUACCAGAAAAGUAUGAACAAACGAAGCACUACUUAGCAAAAGCAAUGAUGCAGACUUGGGAAAUUCCUUUAUUGGGGUGUAUUCCUGAUCGACCAUAGUAAGUUCAUCAUCGAAUUGGCAGUGCGUUCUGCAAAAGAAAAAUUAACACAAAAUAUUAAUCAAUGCUUUUGUUUCGUUCUACUGAUUCAUCCUUAUCCUUUGCCGCUGGUUCUGUUCUCUACCCACUACCGAUGCUCCUGUUCAAAAUGCACUACCUCAGUCUCGGGUGUCCCGCAUUAAUUGAUCUCGAGCGCCUAUUUAAGACGAAAUUGAUUAUUGGGGAUUCGGACGAGAAUCGCUUUCGUCACUACACUAUGUCCGAUAUCAACUUGGUCACGACUAGUUUGAAGCGGUUUCUGGAGAACAUUAAAAGUCGUAAACCAUCCCGGACUCUCUACAUUUGUCACGUUACACGUGACGAUCUCAUCUUGGGAUUUUUGGAUGAGUAUCAACGUCGUCAGCAGGAUCCGUCUGGAUCUCCCUUUGAAGCAGCAUUAUUGGUUUGUGGUCGCCAAGACACAUACAUUCUUAGUGCUGAAGUCGAAGCAAGGAUUCGUGAAAUGGAUGGAGAUGGCCCUAGUAUCAUGCUGGUUGAGGGAACGACACAUGCGGCAAUGACAAAAAUUCAUCGCUUCACGCCGAAGUUGAAUAUUGACGACAGAAGCCGUGUCGGAGUAGCAAUUGAUCAUUACGAACCCUACAUUGAUUUUGAUCUAUUGCUAGAGCGGACUAGAGAAAGAGAAUAAUAUCUGUUCAUGUUUAAAUCUCAAA